AUGAGCGUCGACGCGGAAGAAGUGGCGUGCAAUACAAUGUGGAAGCUGACACAAGAGAAAAAGUACAAUGGUGAGGCGUUUCUCACGAAAAAAAAGUUUCAAAUCGCUUUUUUUUUGAAGAAAUCGUGGACCACGUGCUCACGGGGUGUCUCAAUUGCAUUACAAACCCGAAAAAGCGAUUUGGAGGCCGGGAAAUGCUGUUUCCGGACAGGCCACCGCCUUGGAUUAGUAAGUUUUUAUGAAUUCCGAGAAAAAGUUAAACAACACACUUUUACAAGUUUGAACAGCAGAAAUAGAGUCAUCUUCAACAUUUGUUUGCGAUAGACCUCAAAAAUUUGUUUCAGCGAUCCCGGAAGCCGAAAAAGCGAAUCCGCAAGCGUGGAAAAAGUACCAAAAGAAGCAGGUGCACGUGCAAAUGACGCCCGAAGAGUUUGAGCAAUUUCUGAUCGAUUCGGACAUGGGCGACGAGUUUAUGGCCCACGAGAUUGCGAAAUUCAAACGAGUGGAACGGGUCGCCGCGUGGAAAUUCGUGCGCGAAAUUCGAAAAAAACAACGAGAAUUAAGGGCCGAGCGCGAAAAAUUGGAAAAAGAGCGGGAGAAGAAGGAGGCAGAGUCGCGGAAAGAGGCGGAACGGUUCAAGAAAGCCGACGAGAAGCGGAAGAGCGAGGAGACGAAAAAACAGAAAAACGAGGAGAGGGAGGAGUAUUUGGAGAAAAUGACAGAGGAAGAGAGGAUUCUCGAACAGGUUCUGGGGGAGAAAGAGCCGGAGGAAGAAGAAGAAGAAGAAGAAGAAAAGGAAGAAGAAGAGCCGGGAAAACCGGAAAAGGUGUUCAAUUUAAAGAAGGAGAUGCCGUGGUGCCCCUCCGUGUUCGAUAUGCUCUGUUCCGAGGGGCGGAGCGUCAUCGAGCACACCGAGCAGAAGCGGAUCAUUGCAAUGCUUCAGAAUCUCAUGUACGCCGGCGGUUUCCAGCACUUGUCCAAUAAACGAGAGCUUAAAGUGAGUUGGAAGUUGAAAAAAAUCAGUGAUAAUUGAGCACUUUCUAAUUUUUCAGGAUAUCCGAAAAGCGUCCGAAGCGGAGUACGACACCCUUGUGGCGGCGGCGCUAGAGCACGCGCGCUCCGAAGCGUGCCAUCCGAUCGACUUCCUCACCAAAAAGACCAUGAAGUAUUGUCUGCACUCGAUCCGAAUGAAAGCCCCGCCCUCGGCUAAUUUCCUCUGCAAAUCGCCGAUAUUCUCGAUUGAAAUUGGAGAGAUUCCGUCGGGAAUCAGAUCCGAAUCGCAAGCGAUCAUUCCGAAAGUCGAGAGAAUUCUCAAGAAAAGAUUCGGCGCCGAUCAGUUGGUCAUUCCGGAUAUCACGAAGAAGUGUGCUCUGAACAAACCGCUGCCGAAGGGGCUGCCGGUCCGAGUGACGAUCGAGGCGGAUCCACUGGCCCGCAGGCUGUUGAAUCAGUGCACGGACACGAGUGUCAUGAUGGACGCGACGACAGCCGCCCAUCUUCUGGCUCCCAACUGGGAAUCGAGGCAGUACGACUUUGGGAUGCGUGUCGAGGUUCACGACACGUUUGCGGCGAACGGAGACAGGAAGAAGACGGUGAUCGUGUCAAAACCGAAUCCCUUUAGCCAGGUAGGGCAGGGUCGGAUGGGAGAACUAAUGAAAAUCGGACUUUUCUUCGCGGAUACCUCCUUUAAAAGAAAAAUUAAACUAACAAUUACAGAUGUCAAAAGCGACGCUUCAACGAAAGGCGAUGAAAAAGAUUCUAAAGAAGCACUUUGUGAAGACAGUUUCAGAGGGGAAACCAGGAGAAACACGGAAAGAUAGACGGGCGGCGAAAAAAGAGGAAUACGAAAGAGUCAAGGCCGCGGAGGCGUCGACCUCAACAGAAUCCACGUCUUCUACGAGUAUUCUCGAUGAAAUUAUGUCGGGAAUGAAGAAAAGUUGUGCUGUUCAGAGCUCUUCCGCUCCAGAAGCGACUGAAGCCGACGGAGGUUUUCAAUACGCGAUUUUCCGAGUCGGCGCCGCCCGAAUGCUCAUCCGAUCGCGCCCGCCUCUCUCCGUUUCUCAAAUCGGAGACAAAAAGCACACGACGUUGACGGGCAAAAAAGUGAGCUUCGAGCCGCGCGUCGAGUACCUUCCGAACGGCGGAGCCAUGGAUUUGGGCGCCGCCGAAUGGGUGUGGAACUAUGUGAAACAAGUGCUGAAGAUGAGCGACGCGCACGUUUUGUACCGCACGGAUUACCGCAUCGAGCAGUUGCUGCAGGUCGACUCGCUCACCAUGAACAUUCAUCUCUCGGAACCGCCGCCCGAUGCACUCGCGAUGUGAGUUUGGAAAGAAAAUUGAAAAAGCCGAACCUCUUUUCAGACUGUCCGCCCGUACGAUGAUGCUCGAAUCCCUGAUCGCCCGUCUGGAAACCGUGCCGCCCGGCGAAUAUUUGGCCUUCCAGGAGCACGAAAAACCCCUCGUACUCGUCGCAAAAUGCGAAUCGGACACGAAAGGGGCCGUCUCGACGGACGUGCUCAGAAUCACUGAGAACGACGUGCAGAAGACGUCGGACGCCGUCGGCGACGACUUUUUCCAUGGAUUCUCGCCCGACGUGCCGCUCCAGUGGCAGAUUGUGCAGGGAAGGGCGCCGCGCAUGCUGCUCGCCAAGGAUUCGCCGCUCAUCGAUAACGUGAGUGCGCUCAGUCGCUUGAGCGCUCAAAAUGCUCGUUUUUGAAAGUCUUUGCGAAAUUUUGCACUAACCGCUCCUUUUUUACUCAAAACUUCAAUUUUUGCAGCUGCCCUCUCGCAACAACCGCGACAAAUUGCAACGUCAAAAGUUCAAUAUGAAGCGGAAAUUCGAUCGCCGUCAGGACGAGACGCACCACGCGAAAAUGGCAAAAACAAUCGACUUGGACGAUCCGAAUUUGUACGCCGAUUUCACGAAUCCGGCGGUGCCGUUCCGGGUGGUCGAACGACGCGCGGAACGAGGCGGACGGGGACGCGGAAGAGGAUUUCGCAGGGGCGGAAGAGGUCGCGGAAGAGGCCACAAGCCUGGAGCUCCCCCAUCCUAA
This is a messenger RNA of Caenorhabditis sp. 36 PRJEB53466, 3053 nucleotides long. The record is from the annotation of a GenBank genome assembly. NCBI's taxonomy places the organism in Eukaryota, Metazoa, Nematoda, Chromadorea, Rhabditida, Rhabditidae.